Molecule: messenger RNA, 771 nt
Organism: Symphalangus syndactylus (siamang)
Lineage: Eukaryota; Metazoa; Chordata; Mammalia; Primates; Hylobatidae
Product: leucine-rich repeat-containing protein 37A3-like
Source: RefSeq, a predicted model, not a curated record
AUGGACACACUGUAUCCCGUCAGCCUGCCUCCAGAACUCCGGGUGAAUGCAGAUGAGCCUCCAGGGCCUCCUGAGCAAGUUGGACUUUCUCAAUUCCAUCUAGAGUCCAAAACUCAAAAUCCAGAGACCCUGAAAGACAUCCAGUCCUCUUCACUCCAGGAAGAAGCCCCAGCACAGCUUCCACAGCUCCCUCAGGAGGUAGAACCUUCAACCCAGCAGGAGGCCCUGGCUCUGCCUCCAGAGUCCUCUGUGGAGAGUCUAGCUCAAACUCCACUGAAUCAUGAAGUGACAGUUCAACCUCCAGGUGAGGAUCAAGCUCAUUAUAACUUGCCCAACAUUACAGUUAAACCGGCAGAUGUGAAGGUUACGAUGACUUCAGAGCCUAAAAAUGAGACAGAAUCUUCCCAAGCUCAGCAGGAGGCCCCAGUUCAGCCUCCAGAGGAGGUGGAACCUUCUGCAACCCAACAGGAGGCCCCAACUGAGCCUCCAGGUCCUCCUAUGGAUCCUGAACUUUUCCCCAGUGAACAGGAGCAGCCAGCUGAGCCUUCUGAGUCUUCUGGGGAGGUUGAAUCUUCUCCAGCCCAGCAGGAGACCCCAGCUCAGCCCCCAGAACAUCAUGAAGUCCCAGUUUCACCUCCAGGUCACCAUCAAAUGCAGCAUUCAGAUUUUCCCAAUGUCUCUGUUAAGCCUCCAGACGUGCAGCUCACCAUAGCAACAGAGCCUAGUGCAGAGGUGGAAACUUCUCCAGUCCAUCAACUCUCGGCCAGGUAA